GGGAGGAGAAGCCUGGGUGCCCCCCACUGAUAAGCAGGCUCCACCCAGAGGCCAAUCCUGUGUGUCUGGGGACAAGGGGGAAGAGCAGCAGAAGUGUCCCUUCUCCAGGAUCAAGGAACUGGGGCGGGUCAGAAGGGGGACCAUUUCCUGGACCCCAGUCCUCCGAAUCAGCUCCUAGAGUGGAACCAGGAAGGAUUCUGGAGCCACAGAGGGUAGACAGAUGGAAGAUGGGGACCAAAGUGAGGAAGAGCCGAGGGAACGCAGCCAGGCAGGUGGAAUGGGAACUCUCUGGAGCCAAGAGAGCACUCCAGAAGAGGGGCUGCCCGUGGAAGGGAGCAGGCCAUGGGCAGUGGCCAGGCGGGUGCUGACAGCUAUCCUGAUUUUGAGCCUGCUCCUUUGUUUUUCUGUGCCUUUGUUCUACAUCUUCCAGAACUGUGGCCCUCGCCCCUGUGAGACAUCUGUGUGUUUGGAUCUCCGGGAUCAUUACCUGGCCUCUGGGAACACAAGUGUGGCCCCCUGCACCGACUUCUUCGGCUUUGCCUGUGGAAGGGCCAAAGAAACCAAUAAUUCUUUUCAGGAGCUUGCCACAAAGAACAAAAACCGACUUCGGAGAAUACUGGAGGCCCAGAAUUCCUGGCACCCAGGCUCUGGGGAGGAGAAAGCCUUCCAGUUCUACAACUCCUGCAUGGAUACACGUGCCAUUGAAGCUGCAGGGACUGGUCCCCUCAGACAAGUUAUUGAGGAGCUUGGAGGCUGGCGCAUCUCUGGUAAAUGGACUUCCUUAAAUUUUAACCGAACGCUGAGACUUCUGAUGAGUCAGUAUGGCCAUUUCCCUUUCUUCAGAGCCUACCUAGGACCUCAUCCUGCCUCUCCACACACACCAGUCAUCCAGAUAGACCAGCCAGAGUUUGAUGUUCCCCUCAAGCAAGAUCAAGAACAGAAGAUCUAUGCCCAGAUCUUUCGGGAAUACCUGACUUACCUGAAUCAGCUGGGAACGUUGCUGGGAGGAGACCCAAGCAAGGUGCAAGAACACGCUUCCUUGUCAAUCUCCAUCACUUCAAGGCUGUUCCAGUUUCUGAGGCCCCUGGAUCAGCGGCGGGCACAGGGCAAGCUCUUCCAGAUGGUCACUAUCAACCAGCUCAAGGAAAUGGCCCCUGCCAUCGACUGGUUGUCCUGCUUGCAAGAGACAUUCACACCGAUGUCCCUGAGCCCCUCUCAGUCCCUCCUGGUCCAUGAUGUGGAAUAUUUGAAAAACAUGUCACAACUGGUGGAGGAGAUGCUGCUAAAGCAGAGGGACUUUCUGCAGAGCCACAUGAUCUUAGGGCUGGUGGUGACCCUUUCUCCAGCCCUGGACAGUCAAUUCCAGGAGGCACGCAGAAAGCUCAGCCAGAAACUGCGGGAACUGACAGAGCAACCACCCAUGCCCACCCACCCACGAUGGAUGAAGUGCGUGGAGGAGACAGGCACGUUCUUCGAGCCCACGCUGGCAGCUUUGUUUGUUCGUGAGGCCUUUGGCCCGAGCACCCGAAGUGCUGCCAUGGAAUUAUUCACUGCGAUCCGGGAUGCCCUCAUCACUCGCCUCAGAAACCUUCCCUGGAUGAAUGAGGAGACGCAGAACAUGGCCCAGGACAAGGUCGCUCAACUGCAGGUGGAGAUGGGGGCUUCAGAAUGGGCCCUGAAGCCAGAGCUGGCCCGACAAGAAUACAACGAUAUACAACUUGGACCGAGCUUCCUGCAGUCCGUCCUGAGCUGUGUCCGGUCCCUCCGAGCUAGAAUUGUCCAGAGCUUCUUGCAGCCUUGCCCCCAACACAGGUGGAAGGUGUCCCCUUGGGAGGUCAAUGCUUACUAUUCGAUAUCUGACCAUGUGGUAGUCUUUCCAGCUGGACUCCUCCAACCCCCAUUCUUCCACCCUGGCUACCCCAGAGCCGUGAACUUUGGCGCUGCUGGCAGCAUCAUGGCCCACGAGCUGUUGCACAUCUUCUACCAGCUCUUGCUGCCUGGGGGCUGCCCAGCCUGUGACACCCAUGCCCUCCAGGAAGCUCGCCUGUGCCUGAAGCGCCAUUAUGCUGCCUUUCCAUUACCCAAUGGAACCUCCUUCAAUGACUCGCUCACAUUCUUGGAGAACGCUGCAGACGUUGGGGGGCUAGCCAUCGCGCUGCAGGCAUACAGCAAGAGGCUGUUAUGGCACCGUGGGGAGACCGUCCUGCCCAGCCUGGACCUCAGCCCCCAGCAGAUCUUCUUUCGCAGCUAUGCCCAGGUGAUGUGUAGGGAGCCCAGCCCCCAGGACUCUCACGACACUCACAGCCCUCCACACCUCCGAGUCCACGGGCCCCUCAGCAGCACCCCAGCCUUUGCCAGAUAUUUCUACUGUGCACGUGGUGCUCUCUUGAACCCCUCCAGCCGCUGCCAGCUCUGGUAACUUGGCUACCAAAGAUGCCACAGCACAGAAAUAUCGAUCAACACCUCCCUGGUCACAUCCACGGAAUCAGAGCAAGAUUUCCUUUCCGCUUCUGUUCCAAAAAUAAAAGCUGGCACUUGGCUUCCGCUUGUCUCUUAA
This is a messenger RNA of Nomascus leucogenys (northern white-cheeked gibbon), 2557 nucleotides long. NCBI's taxonomy places the organism in Eukaryota, Metazoa, Chordata, Mammalia, Primates, Hylobatidae. The record is from RefSeq and is a predicted model, not a curated record.